Messenger RNA from Lathyrus oleraceus (garden pea), 990 nucleotides. RefSeq lists its product as uncharacterized. The coding region runs from base 196 to 771 and encodes 191 amino acids. The record is from RefSeq and is a predicted model, not a curated record. NCBI's taxonomy places the organism in Eukaryota, Viridiplantae, Streptophyta, Magnoliopsida, Fabales, Fabaceae. The transcript has a single exon.
AAUACAUGUGUGUCAACAAAGAUAAUAUACCUAGAAAAUACGCAUCUUCGACAUCGAUUCUAGGCAUCUUAUCAAGAUCCCACACACACAUCCACUCCUUAUAUCUUCACCAUCCUCAAUCCCUUUCCCUUAUUCUUCAAUUCAUUCAUUUUUCUCUCCAACACAAACCUCAAACCAAAACAAAAACAAAAAACAAUGAACGUCUUGUUAGAUUCCAACGUUGAGGCUUUAGCUUUCAACUACUUGAACUUCGGUUUAGUCACAGUUCUCAACAAUUUAUGGACCUGUCUAGCUCUCCUAACCGCCGCUCUCAGCUUCUGGAAGAUUCGCUCAUCGGGUUGUUCUAAAUUACAAGAGCCGGUUUCGGUUAAAACCGACCCGGAAGUUGAAGCGUUGAUGUCGGAAGCUGAGAAACCGAGGAAAACAUUAAACGAGAUUUGGAAUGAUGAUGAUGAUGUUGAUGGUGUGAGGAAGGGGAAGUAUACGGUGUAUUACGAGGAAGAUAUGCAAUGCGGUGGUGGAGAGAGUGGUGGUGGUUGUGGCUACGGGCUGAUGCCGGUUGCGGGAGGGUGGGGACCGGAGGAUGAGACGGAGUGGUGGAAACGAUGGGAGAAGGUGUUGAGGUUGAGAAACGGAGAGAAUGAGAAUGGGUGGUACACGUGUCAAGAUUUGAUUGGGUUUAAUGGAAACGUGGUUAAAAGAUGGGACGGUGGUUUAACGUUUGUUGGUAGUUGCAUCACAGAGGAAUCAUCAUGGUAUAGGUCCAGCUAAAGUAGAAAUAACUUUAUUUUUAUUUUUAUAUUAGGUGUAGUUGGUUACUUAGGUUAUGUCGUCUUUGUUUCUGUUGGAUUAAUAAUAGUCUUUCCGUAAUGAUUUGAGAGAGAUUAUUUAGAUUUGUCAUUUGAGAAUGUGUAUAUGUGGUAGUGCGAUUUAUCAUUUUUGUUCUUGAUUACAAAAUAAUUCAGAAAAAAAAAACACUUUUUUCUUAUA